Messenger RNA from Capsella rubella, 2232 nucleotides. RefSeq names its product disease resistance protein RML1A-like. The transcript has 5 exons. Gene Ontology annotation, biological process: signal transduction; defense response. The coding region runs from base 1 to 2232 and encodes 743 amino acids. The record is from RefSeq and is a predicted model, not a curated record. Gene Ontology annotation, molecular function: ATP hydrolysis activity; ADP binding. NCBI's taxonomy places the organism in Eukaryota, Viridiplantae, Streptophyta, Magnoliopsida, Brassicales, Brassicaceae.
AUGGCUUCUCUUUCUUCUCUUAUUAAGUCUCGUACUUACAGAUUCAACACUUUCUCGAGCUUCCACGGCCCCGACGUACGUAAAUCAUUUCUAAGUCACUUGCGCAAACAGUUUAGCUACAAUGGGAUCACAAUGUUUGAUGAUCAAGGUAUCGAGAGAAGCGAAACGAUCGCGCCUUCACUCGUACAAGCGAUAAGAGAAUCGAGGAUCUUGAUUGUGAUUCUCUCAAAGAACUAUGCUUCUUCAAGUUGGUGUUUGAAUGAGUUGGUGGAGAUUAUGGAGUGCAAGAAAGUUAUGGGGCAAAUAGUGAUGACAAUAUUUUAUGGAGUUGAUCCAACCCAUGUACGAAAACAAAUCGGAGAUUUUGGGAAAGCUUUCACUGAAACAUGUUCACGUAGUACUGAUGUGGAGAAGCUGAAAUGGGAGAAAGCUUUGACUGAUGUGAGCAACAUACUCGGAGAACAUUUAUUAAACUGGGACAAUGAAGCAAACAUGAUCGAGAAGGUUGCAGGAGAUGUUUCGCGCAAACUAAACGCUACACCAUCUAAGGAUUUUCAAGAUAUGGAGGGACUUGAAGCACACUUGAAGAAAAUGCAGUUUCUAUUACAUUUAGAUCAUGAAGAUGAAGCUAUGAUUGUUGGAAUCUGUGGCCCUGCCGGCAUUGGUAAGACUACUAUUGCUAGAGCUUUACAUAGCCUACUCUCUAGUAGUUUCCGGCUUAGUUGUUUUAUGGAGAAUCUUAAGGAGAGUUAUAAUAGUGGUCUUGACGAGUAUGGAUUAAAGCUUUUUCUACAACAACAACUUCUUUCAAAGAUUUUAAACCAAAAUGGUAUGAGGGUAUACCAUUUAGGUGCAAUACAUGAAAGGCUAAGCGAUCAGAAAGUGCUUAUCAUUCUUGAUGAUGUGAAUGAUCUAAAGCAAUUAGAGGCUUUGGCUAAUGAAACUACCUGGUUUGGUCCUGGAAGCAGAAUUAUUGUAACCACAGAAGAUCAAGAGCUUUUGCAGCAACAUGGUAUCAAUAAUACAUACCAAGUGGGUUUCCCAUCAAAAGAAACAUCUCUUAAGAUCUUAUGUAAAUAUGCUUUUCGACAAAGUUUUCCACGUCGUGGAUUUAAAGAGCUCGCGGUAAGACUAACAAAGCUUUGUGGUAACCUUCCCUUGGGUCUAAGUGUGGUGGGUUCAUCAUUACGUGGAAAGAAGGAAGAUGAAUGGGAAGAAGUGAUGCGCAGGCUAGAAAUAUUUCUAGAUCAUCGAGAUAUUGAAGACAUACUAAGAGUGGGAUAUGAGAGUUUACAUGACAAUGAGAAAUCUCUAUUUCUUCACAUUGCAGUAUUUUUUAACCAUAAAGAUGUUGAUAGUGUUAAUGCAAUGCUUGCUGAAAAUAACUUGGAUAUCAAACAUGGGUUGAGAAUCCUAGUAAAUAGAUCGCUCAUAUACAUAUCUACCAAAAGGGAAGUAGUGAUGCAUAAGUUACUACAACAAGUGGGUAGACAAGUCAUUCAUAGACAAGAGCCUUGGAAACGUCAAAUCUUAAUCGAUGCACAUGAGAUAUGUGAUGUCCUUGAAAAUGAUACGGGUAAUAGAGCUUUGUCCGGUAUAUCAUUUGAUACAUCAGGAAUCAACGAAGUUAUCAUAAGUGAUAGAGCUCUUAGAAGAAUGAGUAAUCUUCGAUUUCUUAGUGUCUACAAAACAAGAUAUGAUGGGAAUGAAAGAGUCCACAUACCUGGGGAGAUAGAGUUUCCACCUCGGUUAAGGUUACUACAUUGGGAGGCAUACCCGAAAAAGAGUCUUCCUCUUAGAUUCUGCUUGGCAAAUCUUGUUGAACUUUACAUGCGGGAUAGCCAGCUUGAGAAGCUUUGGGAAGGAACUCAGCCGCUUACAAACCUCAAAAAGAUGGAUUUUUCAUCGUCCCGAUAUUUGAAAGAACUCCCCGAUCUUUCAAAUGCUAUAAACUUGAAAAGAUUACAACUAAAUGGUUGCACAAGUUUAGUAGAGCUUCCAUCUUCAAUUGCAAAUCUUCAUAAGCUAGAAGACUUGGUGAUGAAUUCUUGCGUAAAUCUAGAAGUUGUUCCAACUAACAUCAACUUGGCAUCUCUUGAGAGGAUCUACAUGAUUGGAUGCUCGCGAUUAAGAGUUUUUCCAAAUAUUUCUACAAACAUAAGCCAACUCCUUAUGUCGGAAACAGGGGUAGAAAAUGUGCCUCCAUCGAUAAAGCUAUGUAACUGGUUGUAG